UAUACUGAAUUUCCAAAGAAAAUAGUGGCAGCACCGCUGAGAAUUCUGGUAAAAAAAGAGUAUCCAGGUUAAUUUUAUUGGAUAUUUUUAAAUUCUACAAAACCAUGGCCGAUAAUGCGGAACCACUUACUCUGGCCAGAGAUGUCAAAAGAUCGAUAGAGCUGUUGGAAAAGUUGCAGGCCAGUGGAGAUUUCCCAACAACAAAACUGGCUGCUCUGCAGAAGGUGCUCAAUUCAGACUUUAUGACUUCCGUGCGGGAGGUGUACGAGCAUGUAUACGAGACAGUGGAUAUCCAAGGAUCCCACGACGUCCGGGCGUCUGCCACUGCCAAGGCCACCGUCGCCGCCUUUGCUGCCAGCGAAGGCCAUGCCCAUCCCCGAGUGGUGGAGCUGCCAAAAACAGAAGAAGGCUUAGGUUUCAAUGUUAUGGGGGGAAAGGAACAAAAUUCCCCAAUCUAUAUAUCUCGUAUUAUUCCUGGCGGCGUGGCUGACAGGCAUGGUGGCCUUAAAAGAGGUGAUCAGCUACUCUCUGUCAAUGGAGUGUCUGUGGAAGGAGAAAAUCACGAGAAGGCCGUAGAACUCUUAAAGCAAGCUAUUGGAUCUGUGAAGCUGGUUGUGCGCUACACCCCAAAGGUUCUUGAAGAAAUGGAAAUGCGUUUCGACAAACAACGCAAUACCCGUCGCCGCCAGUAAAGCACUCAUUGGCCUAAAAACUAUUGCCAUUAAAGUUUUUAGCCACUAGUUCAUAAUGUUAAUCACUUCUGAAAAAAUCAAACGCUCUACGAAUAAUAUACAAAAUGAAAGUUAAUUAUUAUUUAUUACAAAAGUACCCUUAAUUUGUGAAAACGUGAAUGUUAUGUAUUUAUACCUAAAUACCGUGUUGGCUUUUGUUCCAAUAAAAGUACCAUAAUUGUCAAACAAAA
This is a messenger RNA of Drosophila ananassae, 922 nucleotides long. RefSeq names its product protein lin-7 homolog C (gene veli). Gene Ontology annotation, cellular component: basolateral plasma membrane; cell-cell junction; synapse. Gene Ontology annotation, molecular function: protein binding. The coding region runs from base 105 to 692 and encodes 195 amino acids. Gene Ontology annotation, biological process: maintenance of epithelial cell apical/basal polarity; protein localization to basolateral plasma membrane; neurotransmitter secretion. The transcript has 4 exons. Lineage: Eukaryota; Metazoa; Arthropoda; Insecta; Diptera; Drosophilidae. The record is from RefSeq and is a predicted model, not a curated record.